UCCCUCUCCCUCUUCCUCCCUCUCUCUCCUUCUCUUUAGAGUGCAGUGAGUAACAAUGGAGGUCUUCUACUACAUGGUGUUUGGGAUAUUGGGGGUGGUGGUGGCAGCGACGGAGCUCAGCAAGAGCAACAAAGACCGAAUCCAUACGUCGUCAACUUUUAAUAGCUUCAAGAACAAUUACCUUUUCGUUUACUCUCUCAUGAUGGCCGGGGACUGGUUGCAGGGUCCUUAUGUCUACUACCUGUACAGUACAUAUGGAUAUGGAAAAGGCGACAUUGGACAGCUAUUCAUUGCCGGUUUUGGCUCCUCCAUGUUGUUUGGAACAAUUGUUGGAUCUCUGGCAGACAAACAGGGCCGAAAGAGGGCAUGCGUGACUUAUUGUAUAACUUACAUACUGAGUUGCAUCACCAAGCAUUCUCCUCAAUACAAGAUUUUGAUGUUGGGUCGUAUUUUGGGAGGUAUUGCCACAUCACUUCUAUUUUCAGCAUUUGAAUCAUGGCUUGUUGCAGAACACAACAAGAGAGGCUUUGAACAACAGUGGUUGUCAAUAACAUUCUCAAAGGCAAUAUUUCUUGGCAAUGGUGUUGUUGCUAUCUUGGCUGGGUUGCUUGGGAAUACGCUUGUUGAUGCACUGGCUCUCGGGCCUGUGGCACCCUUCGACGCUGCUUCGUGCUUUCUCACAAUCGGAAUGUUUGUAAUUCUAUUCUCAUGGACAGAGAAUUAUGGAGAUCCUUCAGAGAACAAGGAUUUGCUUACCCAAUUCCGGGGUGCUGCUGUGGCCAUUGCUUCUGAUGAGAAAAUUGCAUUACUGGGUGCGAUACAGUCUCUGUUUGAAGGUUCUAUGUAUACCUUUGUUUUCCUCUGGACCCCUGCUUUGAGCCCAAAUGACGAGGAUAUUCCACAUGGCUUUAUUUUUGCCACAUUCAUGUUGUCUUCGAUGUUUGGAAGCUCCCUUGCAUCUCGGUUGAUGGCUCGCCAAGCACCCAGAGUAGAGAGCUAUAUGCAGAUUGUCUUUGCCAUCUCAGCUGCCUCUCUUCUGCUUCCCAUUGUGACCAGCUUCUUGGUAGCACCUUCAAAGGAGAAAGGAGGGAGCAUCUCUUUUGCAGGUUGUAUCCAGCUUCUUGGGUUCUGUGCCUUUGAGGCUUGUGUAGGACUAUUCUGGCCAUCCAUUAUGAAGAUGAGAUCCCAGUACAUUCCUGAGGAGGCCAGGAGCACCAUCAUGAACUUCUUCCGUAUUCCUCUCAACAUCUUUGUCUGCAUUGUGCUGUAUAAUGUUGAUGCAUUUCCGAUGACUGUUAUGUUUGGUAUGUGCUCGAUUUUCCUCUUUGUAGCAUGUUUCUUGCAGAGGCGCCUCAUGGCAAUUGCAGACAAGCCUAAGACUGAAGAUUGGGUAGCAAUGAAGGAAAGGGACAGCGAGGCAGAGCCAUUAAACAUAUAAAUGAUUCUGAGCUGACAGACCACCAGACUUUUGAGAGGUUGAAGACAACGACCUGAUUCGUUCAAUAUACUGGUAAAGUUCCUGUUAACUAAGAAUGUAUUCGAUUUCAAAAAAGUGAAGGUUGCAAUGUAUAAGGACAACAGUAGUGUGCACAGCAAAGAUGGGAAGGAAGAAGGGUCGGUUGAACUUCUGUAAUUGUUUUUGGUUGUCAAGUCAUUACGGUAGUGAAUUAGUUUUUGCAAAAUUUUCGGCGAAGUAAUCAUCUCUUCUUGUAACGCCAUUGUUAUUCUUUUUAUAGCAUCCAUAGCCUAUGUGUUUCUUCAUUACAAUUUAAGUGAAACUGUACCUACGAUUAGCAAAUGCAAUUUUGUUUUAUGAUCUUUAUACAAAUUGGUCCCUGUAGAUUCGAUUCA
Prunus persica (peach) is the source of this 1851-nucleotide messenger RNA. Its product is annotated as molybdate-anion transporter. Lineage: Eukaryota; Viridiplantae; Streptophyta; Magnoliopsida; Rosales; Rosaceae. Gene Ontology annotation, biological process: molybdate ion transport. The record is from RefSeq and is a predicted model, not a curated record. The coding region runs from base 56 to 1438 and encodes 460 amino acids. The transcript has 8 exons. Gene Ontology annotation, cellular component: membrane. Gene Ontology annotation, molecular function: molybdate ion transmembrane transporter activity.